AUGGAAACAACGGUCAAGGCUGGGCCUGGACGACCAUUGGUGUCUUGCACUGUUUGUCGAAAGCGCAAGCUAAAAUGCGACCGUCAACAUCCCUGCCGGAAUUGCCUGCGAUCGCGAUCAAAGAACCCAGAGCGAGACUGCGUCUAUGAGGACGUCUCAACUCUUGACCCCGCGCGACAGUCUCGACGCCGGUCAUCUAUGAACCAGAAACGGCUGACACCUUUAUCUACACCUCGACUCAUCUCGCCAGCUGCGGGCCCUCUUUCAUCUGAUGAAGCAGAGGCGGUUGUGGUGGUGCCUCGAACACGGGCGGCGACGCCAUCUGCGUCUCAAUCGCAUGCCACUAAAUCAGACUACAAUCAAUCAUACCCCUCGAUUUCCGCGCCUCAGUCAGUACGAGGGCCCAAGUCCUUGGCGAGUGACGUCUGCUCCAACCAGCAGCCAGUGGGAAGCACAUUCUUCGGAAACACUAUGGCUGUCGCUCGCGGCGUGACACAUAAGGCGCGCUUCUAUGGUCAAAGUCACUGGCUCACCAUCAUUAUGAUGUUUCCAGACCUAGCAGAGACCAUCGUAAAGGAUUUGUGCGUCGAGGACUCCAAGGCGCUCUCGGCGAUGCGCAAGUGCAAAGCUCUGGCGAGAGAAAUCAAGAUACAGAGGGCGCCAGUCUGGCCAACUGCACCGACUGCAGUUUUACCCGCAAAGAACUUGGCCGAUGAGUUGGUCGACUCGUACCUAGACACUUCCGAGACCCUGUACAGGGUCUUGCACAUGCCGUCUUUCAGAAGGGAUUACGAUUCUCUUUGGCUACUCGGCCAGGAUGCGUUGCCAGACAAGGCCUUUUUGAUGCAGCUCAAACUAGUACUGGCCAUUGGGGCUACCACCUACGACGACACAUUUUCUCUACGCUCCUCGGCCAUGACCUGGGUGUACGAAGCCCAGACGUACCUGUCAGAACCGGGCAGCAAAUCGCGGCUCAGCAUCCAGUCAUUGCAGAUCAGUGUCUUACUUUUGAUAGCACAAGAGGCGAUAGGUCUUGAGGCUCAUGCGCUUUGGAUCGCAGCUGGUGCUCUUGUCAGGACUGCCAUGCACAUGGGCCUGCACCGAGAUCCGACGGACCAGUUUGUUGCGUCGCGCCCAAGACUUGCGCAUGAAAUGUGUCUUCGACUGUGGAACACGGUGCUGGAGCUGGCUCUGCAGUCAAGCUUUGUAGCUGGAAAGCCUCCGCUCGUCUCGACUGACGAUUUUGACGCACCUUGUCCUGGAAACUUUGACGACGAUCAAUUGAUGCCCGAAGUAAAAGACCCUUUGCCGAAGACAGAGCAACAGUUUACCCAGAUGACAAUUCCCAUUGCGCUACGGAAAAUGUUUCCACUUCGCUUGGCAGUGGCCAAGAUGCUCAAUGACGUCAAUGCGCAGGUAACUUACGAAGAAGCCCAAAAACUUGACCAAGGGCUGCGAGACGUAUACAAAGACGUGUUUCGGACGCUUACACGUGCUGGGCUCAUUCAUCCGGCGUCGGCGCCGCGUUUUGACAUUAAGGCCCUGGAUGUUAUUGUACACCGGUACAUUUCGUCCCUGCACGUUCCGUUUCUCGAGAAAGCACAACACGAUCCUACCUACGCAUUCUCGAGACAAGCCGCUGUGGAUAGAGCCCUGCGGAUUUGGCGUGCGGCGAGCUCAUCCUGGCAAAGGGCGCCGCUCGGCAUAGGCACAGAGUCUAUUAUUGACUUUGCAAAUUCAUCCGCGACGGACAAAUUUGGUCGCUUUGCACGGUGCGGAUCUGCAGCAGGAUUUUUUCGCUCUGCUGCGUUUCACGCCAACUUGACUGUAGCAUUCGAGCUGAGGACACAACUGCAGGAACAAGAGAGCCUGGGCCCGGCCAUGCUACGGCCAGAUCUCAUCUCCGUGUUGGAAGACGCUAAACACUUUACUAUGCAAAGUAUUGAUGCCGGCGAGACAAAUGUAAAGGGGUAUCUGUUCAUUUGUCUGAUCACGAUGCAAAUUUACAGUCUGCAGCAAGGCAUGGGGCCCGACGACACUCGAAGUGCCAUACUCGGCGCCGUGGAGGACGCCUUGGAUGUUAGCCUGAACAGUCUUGAGAAUAUGCGAAGAGCAGGAGCAGCCCGGAGGGUUUCAAACUCUAACCUUGAUAGCACAUUUGCGACGGCGAUGGCGACGCCGCCAGGCAUGACUGAAGGCUACGAUUCACAGGUAAGAUGCUCUGAUGGCCGCCUCGCUUCUUUUACUUAUGAAUCGAUGUUAGAUGCCUCAUAUGAUGUUUCAAUCGACGAAUGA
Molecule: messenger RNA, 2295 nt
Organism: Beauveria bassiana ARSEF 2860
Lineage: Eukaryota; Fungi; Ascomycota; Sordariomycetes; Hypocreales; Cordycipitaceae
Product: Putative Zn(II)2Cys6 transcription factor
Exons: 3
Coding region: 1-2295 (764 amino acids)
Biological process (GO): regulation of transcription by RNA polymerase II; DNA-templated transcription
Cellular component (GO): nucleus
Molecular function (GO): DNA-binding transcription activator activity, RNA polymerase II-specific; zinc ion binding; RNA polymerase II cis-regulatory region sequence-specific DNA binding
Source: RefSeq, a predicted model, not a curated record